This is a messenger RNA of Gastrolobium bilobum, 675 nucleotides long. RefSeq names its product flavonol synthase/flavanone 3-hydroxylase-like. The transcript has 2 exons. The record is from RefSeq and is a predicted model, not a curated record. The coding region runs from base 1 to 675 and encodes 224 amino acids. Lineage: Eukaryota; Viridiplantae; Streptophyta; Magnoliopsida; Fabales; Fabaceae.
AUGGAGGUGCUAAGGGUGCAAACCAUAGCUUCCGAGUCCAAAGAUGCUGUUAUCCCUGCCAUGUUUGUUAGGCCAGAGACAGAGCAACCAGGAAUCACAACCGUUCAUGGGGUGAAACUUGGGGUUCCCAUUAUUGAUUUCAGUAAUCUAGAUGAAGGAAAAGUCAUGCGUGAGAUUAUGGAGGCAAGUAGGGAUUGGGGAAUGUUCCAAAUUGUGAACCAUGAGAUACCUAGCCAAGUUAUAAGCAAAUUGCAAACUGUAGGUAAAGAGUUCUUUGACCUACCACAAGAAGAAAAAGAGCUAUAUGCUAUGCCUGCAGGGUCUGAUUCUAUAGAAGGUUAUGGCACAAAGCUUCAGAAAGAGGUGAAUGACAAGAAAGGCUGGGUGGACCAUUUAUUUCACAUUAUAUGGCCACCUUCUGCCAUUCACUACCGUUUCUGGCCUAAGAAUCCUCCUUCUUACAGCACAAACAAUCUCCUCGAGGCUGGCUGGUGUGGUAGCAGAUCUUCUGGACUAUCUCUCAAAGGGGAAUGGGGAGGUAGUGUGGCACUUUCUCACUCUCAGGGAGAUGACCUUACCUCAGCCUACGCAAUAGAACAAAUGAGGUUGAUGGCUGAAAGAGAAGAAUAUAUAUGGUUUCCAAGAAAUCUCAGUCCUAGUGUGCUUGGGCUUUAA